Messenger RNA from Poeciliopsis prolifica (blackstripe livebearer), 1513 nucleotides. RefSeq lists its product as uncharacterized. The record is from RefSeq and is a predicted model, not a curated record. NCBI's taxonomy places the organism in Eukaryota, Metazoa, Chordata, Actinopteri, Cyprinodontiformes, Poeciliidae. Bases 83 to 1252 code for a protein of 389 amino acids. The transcript is spliced from 3 exons.
CCUAAGAAGUCGCUGAUUGGACGACAGGUCGUUUCUCUUUUGAACCGGAAGUUAUUCUGGCUUUAACUUGAUUGCUAAAAACAUGAAUGUUCUCAGUGAUCCAAACCUCAGUACCGUUAUUCGGGAAUAUUUUGAGUCAGGAUAUACAUACGAGGUGAUACUGGACAUGCUCCAGACCAACCACGAAGUGUCGGUUAGCCUGCGUUCUUUAAAGGCUCAUUUGAAAGUAGCAGGGCUGCAUAGACGAGGCAACUACUCUCCACUUUCUGACGUGAGACGUGCCAUUAUGACCGAGCUUAGAGGACCAGGCCAAUUAUUUGGCUAUCGGACCAUGUGGCAGGUUCUCAAACAAAAACACAACCUGCGUGUCAAACGUGAUGUUGUAAUGAGACUGCUGAGGCAGCUGAAUCCUCAGGGCAUCGCUCUGAGGACUCGCAGGAAGUUUACCAGACGCACGUACCACUCUAUGGGGCCCAAUUACAUAUGGCAUGUAGAUGGCUACGACAAACUGAAGCCAUUCGGCUUGGCCAUCUCAGGAUGCAUUGAUGGGUUUUCUAGAAGAAUGAUGUGGCUUGUUUGUGGGGCAACAAACAACAAUCCCUCUGUCAUUGCCCAGCAUUACAUAAACUGUGUCAAGAGUCUUGGCGUAAUACCAAUGAGACUGCGAACAGACCUAGGCACAGAGAACGGGACUAUGGCAGCAGUACAAUGUACCCUCCGGCAUGCGCAUACGGAUUAUUAUGCUGGAUCAUCAAGCCACAGUUACGGAUCAUCCACAGGGAAUCAACGCAUCGAGUCAUGGUGGUCUUCUUUCAGGAGAGGAAGGUCUCAGUUUUGGAUGGACUUGUUCGGAGAUUUAAGAGACUCUGGAAACUUCAACGGAAGCCAUGAGCACCAGUGCUUGCUCAGAUUCUGCUUCACCAGAGUUCUGCAGAAAGACCUGGAUGAAUGCAAAGGUCUCUGGAAUAACCACAGGAUCCGGCCAAGCAGACUUGCAUCAUGUCCUGGGGGGAUUCCUAACGAACUCUAUCUCUUGCCUCACAGAUAUGGAUCAAGAGAUUGUGGAUUUCCUGUUGAGGACAGCGAUCUGGAUGUUUUCCCAGAAGCAAGUCAGGUGACAGAGUUGUGUGGGGAUAAAGACAUCGAGGAAUACCUACAGGAAGCCAUGCAACAACAUGGACAACAGCAGUCACAAGACUGGGAGUCAGCAAUGGAAUUGUAUUUAUUGCUCAAAAACAUUGCGAGGCUGUGAACACAAACAAGCAACAUCAAAUCUUAUAUUUUGUCUCCUGUUCAUUUUGUUGAUAUAAAGUGAAAACUUCAUUGUUAUUCAGAAUUAAACUUUUUUUAAUACACAAAAUUGUGCAUUUAGUUUGAACUAUGAAGAUAAAAUCUGACAUUACACUCUUAAUUAACAGUUUUGAGUAUUUGUUUUAACUUGCUAAAAGUUGCGAGAAAGAACAUAACAAGAAAAAGGUUUUGCAAAACAAACUAUUUUUUGGAAACACAUUUA